Molecule: messenger RNA, 1239 nt
Organism: Neoarthrinium moseri
Lineage: Eukaryota; Fungi; Ascomycota; Sordariomycetes; Amphisphaeriales; Apiosporaceae
Exons: 1
Coding region: 1-1239 (412 amino acids)
Biological process (GO): mRNA splicing, via spliceosome
Cellular component (GO): U2-type spliceosomal complex
Source: RefSeq, a predicted model, not a curated record
AUGGGUGGUGGCGAUCUGAAUCUGAAGAAGUCCUUCCACCCCGCCCUGAUGCGCAAUCAGGUGCGGGUGGCAGAGGAAGAAGCCAAAGCCCUUGCUGAGAAGAAGCGCACCGAUCAGCGCAUCAAGGAGAUUCAGGAAGAACGCCAGAAGGAGGAGCUACAGAAGCAGCUUGAGGCCACCGGCGGCAAGAAGCGCAUCGACCGCGUCGAGUGGAUGUACCAGGGGCCUUCCGACGGCCACGGCGGCACCAGUGAAGAGCUGGAAGGCUUCCUGCUGGGCAAGCGGAGGAUAGACAACCUCAUCAAGGGCACCGACCACCAGAAGCUGGAGAAGAGGGCCGGGCAGGACAGUUUCAUGGCCCUGCAAAACGCCAACACCGACCGCGACACCGCGAUGAAGAUCAGGGAGGACCCCUUGCUCGCCAUGAAGAGGAAGGAGCAGGAACACUACGAGGCCAUGAUGAAGGACCCCAUCAAACAACGGCAGCUCAUGGCCUUACUCGGCAAGACGGACGACAAGUCAUCACGCAGCAAGGAGGACAGACAAUCCUCCAGGCGGCAUCGUCACAGGCAUCGGUCACAUUCGCGAGACCGGGAGCACAGACACCGACGCCAUCAUCGCCCAGACUCCAGGGAAAGGGCAGACCCGAGGGAUCGCGAGCCAAGACAUAGCCGUCACAGAUCGGACUCACGCGAUCGACCUCCGCGCUCUCGGACCCCCCGUCCGUCAAGAUCCGACGAGGACCGAUACAGAGUGAGGCGAGAUUACUCGGACGAGCCUCCUUCCAAUGGCAGAAGGAAAGACGAGUCGGACGAUGAGGAACGCAGAGAUUCUCGCAGUUAUCGUGGACGUCCUGAAGACACACGCAGACAAGACGGAUACGACCGACACGAGAGACGAGACGGCGGACGAGAUGGCCCCGAUGGAUAUGAUCGCCGGCCCCGCGAUUACGCACGCAGUACCGGUCGGUCUAUGGGGAGAGACUACGGCAGGAAUGGCUCAAGUAACAGUGCAGGGUCAAACGCGAACGGUGCGGCAGCUGCGGAGGAACGGGCCCGGAAGCUGGCAGCCAUGCAAGCAAGCGCAUCUGACCUGGACAAGACCAGGGAAGAACGACUGGCUGCUCUGGAGGAACGUGAUCGUCUUGCACGCGAGGCGGAUAACAAGGCGAGAGAACGCGCCGGAAAGUAUGGCGACCAGGAGUUCGUGAACGGUUUGCGGAAGCAGAUUUUUAAUUAG